CCGGUUGCUACGGCCCGUGCCCUUGGCCUCAGGCCAGGCCUUGCGGCGGGGGUGGGGGUCGAGGGUAGUUAAUCUAGGUGCUUUCCCGGCCGACUGCUUCUCGCGGGAGACCGCCUUGACCUUUACCUCGCUGCCUCAAUUCCGAGGAAAAGAUGAAAGAGGAAAAGCCGGUCGUUUUGAGAAGCAGCUGAUUGCCUUGAAGGAUAGUGUAGGGGUCCAGCGCAUCUUCUCCAAUAAUACGGAAGGAAAAUUACCGGCAUCUAGGGGGACGUACUAACAGGGACCAUACCUUGAGCGCUUGUGUGCAAAGUUAUCUUUGGGGGAUAAAACGGCCCAUUUAUGCAGCUCCAGAGCAUUCCCUUCCCAACUGUCAACGGAAUCCUGAUGUGCCAGGCACUUUGAUGUUGCCUUGAGAACUUAGUGCAUGUUUUGAGCUUCUGGCAUUAUUUCUAAAUUGUACCAAUUGGAACAGAGAUCCUGGAAAAUCUGAUUAUAUUGAAGACCAUCUUAGUUUUGGGUUAAAGAGUAUGACCCAACUAGUCGUGGUUGAAACUUAAAACAAGUCCUUUUGCAGAAAGAAAACAAGUUACCUGUGAACUGUAAACAGAUAUUUCGAGUCUUAAGAGGCUAUCAUGGAGGGAUUUCCUUAAUCUUUUUGACCAAAUAUUUUCCCAAAUAUGUAAAGUAAUAACAGUUUGAAGGUAGAGGUGAAAAAAUGAGUGUUAUUUUUACUGUUCGGGAAAAUCAGUAUCUACUAAAUGAUCUAGCAUGGGCAGAUUGAACAUUUUGCUAAUAGGAGAAAUUUUAGAAUGAUCCUGAUUGGUAAUAGUGAAUUCUGCUUGGACUCAGCACAGUAUUAGCAAAGAAUGAUUUUCACUAAAAUGUAGAUUCUAAUGAAUUACUUUUCAGCAACAAUUCAAACAUAUUGAAAGCCUUUUCAAUUCCCGAUUAACCAAUAGCUGUGAAAAACAGUGUUCAUUGUUAGUUAAAAUGCAAAACCACCCACAACUACUUCGAAGACCUUUACCUCCAAAACUCCCUAAGCUGCCUUUACCUAAGAAGAGAGUCUGUGCAGCCAAGACUGGUAAAGCUAAGCCAAAACGUGUGACGUUCACUCCAGACAAAACCACUUCAACUGAAAGAAAGAAAACUAGUUUUCCUGAUGUUUCAAGAGAUCGAUCACAAACCCCUAUCAGUAUCCAAAACCUCUCUCUUGAUCAUCAUGUACAAGAAAGAGUGACGACUAUUUCAAUACCAAGAAAAUAUUUUAACAGGGUCUAUUGGCACAUUCCAGAGACUGUUACCGGUUGCAUAUUUUUUCCAAGCUGUCAUUCAGCCUCACGUCGAGUUUUUGGGAAAGAAACAAGCCAAACGGAAACUUCAAGAAAAUCAAAACGAGAAGUGUCAAAAAGAAAAAACAUUUAUGUUGAUAACAUGUUCAAAGACAUUCUGAUUCUCUCCUCAGAGUUCUCCAGACCUGCAAGUGCACCUUUCCCAGUUAUUACUCCCAAACCCAAGGAAGUUCUCUCUGAGUAUCCACCUUUAUCAAAGAAUAAAACCCUUAUUUUUAAGCAGGCUCUGAUAGAUUUAAGUGAAACAGGGCCAAGCCCUCCACCAAGAAGUGUGCCUGUUAAAGCAGAAAGACAGUGGUCUGAACGUUUAAAGCGAAAUACUGCGGUGGUACUAACUAUUAGUAAUUUUCCAGGUCCCAUCGCCCUACCAACACCAAUUUUGCCAAGAAAACCUCGAAGACAGUCUUUGUUAGAAACUCAAGUAACAGAAUCCGACAAUGUGGAAAGCACGUCGAGGCAAAGCGUGUCAAACCUGACGGAAGGUAUCGUUAACAUUAAACCUAUAAAAAGAGAGGAGUCACAUGUGAUACGGGGUGAAGGUUUUAAGACUAUUAAUGCAACACGAUAUGAAACAAUAAUAGCCAUGACCAACCUAGCCAUAAUUAACUGUCAAAUACAUGGAAGAAAUGCACUUAAUCUUAAGGGUUUUUUUAUUAUGAAUUGUCCAGACUUAACACCGUUGGCUUCCCAAUUGAUAUAUCUUAACUUAUCCUUUAAUGAGAUCCGUUAUUUUCCCACAGAAAUAUUUUGUCUUAAAAAUUUACAACUACUAUUCCUGAGAAAUAAUCCUAUCAAAGAAAUCCCUUCUGAAAUUCAACAGCUUAAGUUCCUUAGAGUUUUCAGCAUCGCCUUUAAUUUGAUCACGACCCUUCCACCUGGGUUAUUUUCUUUGGCUCAUCUUGAGGAACUUGAUAUCUCCUACAAUAGUAUUCCUUCUAUCCCAAACAAAAUCCAGAAACUCAGAUUACUUGAAAAUCUGAAUGUUAACGGGACUGAUCUGACUACUUUUCCACCUGCGAUUUUGAAGCUUAACCUGAAAAAACUCCAGUUUGAGAACACUUUCACGCAUCCUACUCUUUGGAAAGAGAAUUCUUUAAAUAGCCCCCCGUGUCUGACUCAUCUUACUUCCUUGUUCUUCUUAAAAAGUAAUCUAGACAAAUAUUACGAUGAGAUCCCAGUGGAAAUUCAAGAGCUGCUAAAAUGCCCGUCUAGAUGUGAAUGGUGUCACGGUCCCAAGUUUGGUGAAGGUUUUCGAGUCAUCCGAUCCUGUGAUAUUUUUGGAGCAACACAGCUUCCUGUUUUGUACCAUGUCUGUUCUUCCUACUGCUACAGAAAAGUAAAGGAAAGCAGUUUUAUUUUAAAGAAUGAUCCCAGUAAAAGAAGAGCUCUAAAUUCUGAGUUGAUAAGUCAUACAAUGAUUUAGGAGUCCCACUUUAAAAGCCAUUAAAGUUUGUGUAUAUGGUAAUUCCUGUCUUUGAGAGUAAAGGUUCUGUCUUCUGUGACGCCUCUUUGUAACCCCAGCUCCUUAAGGAACUUUGUGAUUGUGAGGGAAUUGUUGCAGAAUAAUUACUUUAGGAAGAUUAGUAAAAGGUCUUUGGAUUUCAAUGAAGAUCUAGAAAAUUUCUUUUAUUGCAUGUUGGGCGUAAAAUGAGAACUGACAGAAUCCUUCGCAAAAAAACACAAUUUAUCUUACAACUGGCUUUUUUGGGCAUCCAUUCCAAGUGAUAAGAUAGCAUUUCAAAGUCAACCAGUGGCAUUUGUGCCUCCUAUGGGUUCAAAGCCAUGUACCCAAGUUCUCUAUGUGAAUUCUGUUCGUGAAUUUUUGUGGAAAUCUGCCCAGUGCCAACCAUCUCCAUUGUGGAUUGUUUUCAGUAAUAAAAGAUUUAUUCCAGUCCUA
Molecule: messenger RNA, 3249 nt
Organism: Neofelis nebulosa (Clouded leopard)
Lineage: Eukaryota; Metazoa; Chordata; Mammalia; Carnivora; Felidae
Gene: LRRC63
Product: leucine rich repeat containing 63
Exons: 10
Coding region: 991-2775 (594 amino acids)
Molecular function (GO): protein binding
Source: RefSeq, a predicted model, not a curated record